Messenger RNA from Plenodomus lingam JN3, 4443 nucleotides. The record is from RefSeq and is a predicted model, not a curated record. Lineage: Eukaryota; Fungi; Ascomycota; Dothideomycetes; Pleosporales; Leptosphaeriaceae.
AUGCUCCUUCACCUUCUGUGUUCUGAUAUUCGCGACCACACCGCAUCUCUGCACGCGCGCCCAUCUUCAUCCUCCACCACCCCCCCGCUCCUCUGCGCCUGCCUCACCAAGCCGACCACCUCCGCUCUCGCCGCGUCGCAACAGGAACUCGCAGACGGCGACUCUGCGGAAGCGCCCACCACUGGCCACCCGUGGCGCCCCAGCGUCGCAAGAAUGGCGGAGGCCGAGCUGGACCACCACCAACUCCAUGCCCACCAGCACUCUGACGACGGGUUCGCCUCUCACGAGUCGUCGCCGCGCACGCUAGACACUUUCAUUGAUUCAGAGCACGAGUCUGACUUGGAGUCUUGCGCCACCACAGUUCCCGAAACUGUUAUGGCAGAGCAGGUUGCCAACGAUGUGGUAAAGGAAGCACAGUCGGUGGGCCGUUCGGCGCCCAUCGACGACUCUGCGUCAACUACCAGCACCCCCGCCGUCAAUGGCGAGCUGCCUUCGGCCCCCACCACUUCGAAGCACGACUCUCCACAACAGUCCUCAGCUGCAGCGAAUGCGAACAAGCCAGAAGCCUCAUCCGCUGAUGGUGCACGCAUGACCGGCAAGCAGGGUCAAGAUACCUUGGCAGUAAGUGGAGGUGACGACGAGCCCUUGGGACCAAUGGAAACUGACUGCCUCGAGAAAAAUCAGAAUCAGGAACAAGACAGCCACGAUGCCGCACCCCCCGUCAAGGCCGUGCCUCUCGUCAAUGGCGACUCGAGUGAUCAUUUAGCAUCCGAGUCGCUGGCCGUUGCCGAUGCGAGCGGUGGCUCCGACACGGAUAUCAGCCGGCCCGGUAGCGUCGACCAGUCAAAACGGGAACCAGGUCAUGUUCGAAGCAGCUCUACGGUGAAGAAGCCCUCGACCUUCAAGUCGGUAUCUGUCACGAAGAACUUCCUCGCCAAAUCGGUCGUCUCGGCGCCAACCGCACGACCUGGUGACAAAGUAGCCCCGGCGGCGCAGACUAGCACUUCAUCUGUGCUUACGCCCAAACCCCGCCUUGUUGCCAAACUGGGUACCAGCAACACCCCACGAACGCCGGGCAAAGUGAACGGUGCAGCCUCUGGCCCAGACGCAAGCAAGGUCUGGAAUAAGAACCAGCCAGUUCCCCCACCGCCACCAAAGCAGUAUACCGACGAAGAACUGAAGCAGCAGUAUGGUAUCCACCUGGCGACACGUCUGCAGACGGAUGAGGGAGGGAAAGAGGCAAAGUGGGCUGAUAUUGAUGACGAUGAGGAUGAUUGGGCUCCAGACACAGUCCAAUGGAUGGAUGGGACGAAAUCAUCAGUCACUGCGGCUGAGAGCCAGCCUCCAGCAGCAGAGGAACCCAAGACGAUCCUCAAGCCCGAGCCGCCAGUCGCUGCGCCCGAGCCUGCACCAGCUGCACCAGCUGCACCGACGAACACUCCAAAAGCCAGUGUCACGGGUGGUAGCAAGACCAUUUUGAAACCAGGAGCACAUGCGCAGCCGACCACAGGCAAGACCAGCCUUGUGCUGAAGGGACAGCCGGAAAAGCCUACUCUAGUGGCGAAGCCAUCCGCUACAGAGAAGAAGUCGCCGUGGGCAACACUGCCUCCAGUCGAGAAGGUCUCACCUAUCCCAAUCAAUCCUCCCGCACCCCAGCAGGCGCCUCGCUACCCACAACGCGAGUCUUACAGUCAAGACUCGAGGCAGCAGCCUGCGCAAGAAAUAGCUCCAGACGACUUCAACCGCACCUGGCGUGAUGAGCGCGGCAACGCACCGGAACUGUACAAUUCACACAAUGGUCGUUAUGAGCCCGUCAACGAUAUGCGUCGACCGUCCGCCCGUGAUGCUGGUUUCCGACAGCAGCCUUCUGUGUUGCAGAGGCCAUCGCAGGGUGGUCCCGCAGAGCCUUCUGCAGCUUUCCAAACCUCGAGAGCGAAUGGAGACGCGCCCACCUGGGGACGCAGGAGAAACUCGUCAAAUGUCAGUGCAGGAAACAUGCGCCGCAUGUCAAUCGAUCGCCGUGGCCCAGACAUGCCCAACGGGCCCAUGGGUGCCGAACGACGGGGUUCACAGAUGAACGGCUCCGACUUUGCAGAGGCAGGAGCAGCUAGACAGCCGCCGUUUGCACAGGCGGUCUCACCAAACACUGCAAACGCCCACCCAGCCUCACCUUAUAGCUCCGUCACCUCCUCCACCCACCGUGACCAUUCCACUCUCACCGCACUACAAGCACCUCCUCCUGAAGAUCCUGUAGAAGUACAAAAGCGCUUAAUGGCAGACAAGAUUGAGCGUGCGCGCCUGAAGAAGCAGCAGGAGCAAGAAGCUGAGAAGAAGGCUGAGGCUGAGAGGAAGGAGCGCAUUGCCAAGAAACUCGCCGCCCUGGGUCCUCCUGCCGACUCAAAGUCCAAGACCAAAGAGCAGUCACCUUCACGGCCUGCAGAGCAGUCGCCUCAGAAAGAAAAGGCUGUGCCCGCCGCGGUCCAGUCGCCGCCCAAGCCGCCUGUUCCCACUGCGGAUGGUGAGGUUGCGCAGUACGGCAUGAUGAAGGUCCACCAGCCUCACACGGUCAAGAAGGCGUCACCCCAGACCGAACCUGCAAAGACUGUGAAGCCAGCUGAGCAGGCGCAAGGCUCUUUGCCCGUGAAGACCCAAACAGAGGUUCAAGCGCAGGCAUCGUCGCAUGCAUUGAAUCAGCCUGCCCCGCAGUCUGUUGACUCGUUCCCUCGCGAACCGGACAAGGACAAGCCUAGACAACCGGCUGGUGAUCAGUCCAGAAACCUGGAUCGCGCUGUCCCAGCAGGACCCAAGCCGCAGGCAUCACAAACUACUUGGACUCCCGCCACUACGCCGCAAUCUCGAGGCUGGACAUCGCAGGUCUGGGGCCCACCCCCCACGAGGGAGCGAGCUCUCGGCAACGGUACCUUCGUCGACCCUGGCUACAAUCGAGGUCAGGCUCGACCUGGCCAACAGCAGCUUCCCGCGCAAUCGUCCACACCUAUCGCUCCGAUCGGAGCCAGCUUGGCUUCCUCACAGGCGUCGGCUUCGCAUGGCUCAAAGCAGAUGCCUUCACAGGCGAUGUACACUCAACCGAAAUCCCGACCUGCACAGGCAAUGCCAUCGAAGCCCGGACCCAUUGCGCCGCCUCUGGCCAAGGGUUGGGGUAACUUCGAAGCAGACAUUGCGAAUGAUGAUCGCAAGGUUGCAAUGAAGGCUCAACAGGACCGUGAGCGUCUUGGUGAAUUCCGUCCUGAGAUCCGGGAGACGUACAAGGACCAACGUGGUCAGGCGCAGACUACGCUUCACAGCAAGGUUGCUCCCAAUGUUGUUCUUCCAGACGCGAUUACCAAGAAGGACGAUGCUACACCAAAGCCUCUCCUCGAGGGAUCUCCGUCUCAGACUCUAGGCCAAGGCACAUCACUCCAACAGCCUGCUGGACCUCGCGCCUCUCGCUUCUUUCCUCGCCCGAUUGAGCCCAUGACUCCAGCGGCAACAACAGCGUCGAUGAAAGCAGAUUCGCCACCACCGCCUCCCGAGACCUCGGCCCAUCCUGUCUUCUCUGGAGAUUUUGGUCGUCCACAAGUAAAGCUGCCGAAGCCUUCGCCAGUCGUUCGUCUACCCCCAUGCGCAACUGGGUCUGUUACAUCCGAGGGCUCAGUUACCAUGCCUUUGCGAGGACAACAGUCCAUAGGCUCUAGGCCAUUGGCCAUGAACCCGGAAUGGCAAGCUCGGUUUAACAAGCUCCUCGAGAAGCCGGGCGCUCCGGCGACGGUAGGGCCCACAGCUCGUGCCCCAUCUGCGGUAUCCUCGACCCCAGGUGCGCUCGCCCCUACUGCUCAUAGUAAAGCAUCCUUGGAAGUUCGUGGUGCUCCUGGUCCGGCGACUGUGUCCUUGCCUCACGUACCACAAAACAGCUUGUUUGCUACAGAUCAGGGUAGUGAUCCGGAGACCCGCAAGGGUACCGAAGCGCUCUUUGAAGAUCGCGAAUUUGGCUCAUUACCGACCGUGAAGCUUCCCAAGACUGCUCAUCUCGCAGCCGCGGAACCAGCUGUUAGUGCCCCAAAGGACGAUUUGCCUCCUCGGUUCAAAAAACAGGAGAACCCAUUCACCAUUCGCCGUCUUGAGGCUUUUGAUCUGGACAAGAGCGCUCAGAAGGUUGACGUUCCUGUCCAUCUGCCCGGCAUGCAUCAACCUAUUACGAAAUCCAUGCCGCGUAGACGCCGUGGUCCGAAGACUGGUGGCCAGUUCAAGCCAAAGCAGACAGGCGGACCGAACGGAUCGGCAGCCAACGGUUCCAAGGAGCGUCCCCGUAAACCUUCAGGUCAGGCAGAUCGCCCCGGCAGUUCCUCUCGUUCCGCUCCCACCAACACUUGGUCUAACAACGGUCGUUCGAACCCGGCACCCCAGCAAACCACUUGGGCUAGGCGUGCUGCUGCUGCUCAUUGA